This is a messenger RNA of Condylostylus longicornis, 1995 nucleotides long. Its product is annotated as pre-mRNA-processing factor 17. NCBI's taxonomy places the organism in Eukaryota, Metazoa, Arthropoda, Insecta, Diptera, Dolichopodidae. The transcript is spliced from 3 exons. Gene Ontology annotation, molecular function: mRNA binding; protein binding. Gene Ontology annotation, cellular component: catalytic step 2 spliceosome. Gene Ontology annotation, biological process: mRNA splicing, via spliceosome. Bases 89 to 1801 code for a protein of 570 amino acids. The record is from RefSeq and is a predicted model, not a curated record.
CUUGUUCUAAUGUUUAUGUUUAUACGUUUAAUUCUUUAAAAAUUAUAAAAACACAAAAAUAGUUCAUUACUUUUUUCUUAGAUAAAAUAUGUUGAGCCUUCAAGCUUAUGCUAGCGAUAGUUCAUCCAGCGACAUUGAAAAUGAUGACGGAAAAACUGAAAAGAAUGCAGACUAUUUAAAACCAAUCGAUGAAUCAAUAUCUGUGGCUAAAAGUAUGACUAUUUGUGCAGCUCCAGAUGUAGUUCCAAUGAAUCAUCAAGCAGUAAGCCGUGUUGUUGAUCCUGCAAACAAAGAAUUACAGUAUAAUCCUAAGUAUGAAGAGCUUUUCGCGCCUGUUCAAGGACCAGAAAACCCAUUUCUCACAGAACAAAUGCGCGCUCAACGGAACACAUUAUCUGGCUACAUAGAAAAAGCACACGUGAAUGCUUUUCAAUUUGAAAAUCAACGUAGAACAUUUCACACAUACGGUUAUGCACUAGAUCCUACAGUAGAUAGUCAAACAAUUGAGGGACAAAAUUACGUUGGUGACUUACAAUCAGCUUACGAUACAGAUGGUAAAACAGUUUUUGAGUCUCCAAAACCAAAAAAGAAACGGAAACAAGAGAAAAAUGAUAAUCCUGAGGAUGUUGAGGGUUUUGUAGGUCCUUGGGGAAAAUAUGUAGAUGAGCAAACUGUAGCUAGACCAAAUGAAGACGAAAAAGCCGCUUUAGAAGAAAUUUUAUCGAAACGACAUAAAAGAGGAAGAAUUCCGGAAGAAAAACCCAUCGAAGAAAAGUCUAUAUUACAUAUCAAAGAUGCUGUUGAUUAUCAGGGUAGAUCGUUUUUACAUGCACCUCACGACGUUGGUGUUAACCUUCGUUCGGAUUCUGCACCUUCAAAAUGUUUUUUACCGAAAGCACACAUACAUACCUGGACUGGGCACACCAAAGGUGUUUCUACUAUCAAAUGGUUUCCUAAGACAGCUCAUUUACUUUUAUCUGGAAGUAUGGAUUGCCGCGUUAAACUUUGGGAAAUAUAUGGUGAACGAAGGUGUAUCAGAACAUAUUUCGGCCACAGACAAGCUGUGAAGGAUGUGUCUUGGAAUAAUCCAGGUACACAUUUUCUUUCUGCUGGUUAUGAUCGUUAUAUAAAACUAUGGGAUGCAGAAACUGGUGAUGUCGUAUCUAGAUUUUCUUCAAGAAAAAUUCCUUUUUGUGUUAAAUUCAAUCCAGACCGAAAUAAACAACAUUUAUUUGUAGCUGGAACUUCAGAUAAAAAAAUUAUAUGUUGGGAUACGAGAAGUGGUGAAAUUGUUCAAGAAUAUGAUCGUCAUUUAGGUGCAGUGAAUACUAUUACUUUUGUAGAUGAAAAUCGGCGUUUUGUAACAACAUCAGACGACAAAAGCAUGAGAAUAUGGGAAUGGGAUAUACCUGUUGACAUGAAAUAUAUUGCUGAUCCUACAAUGCAUUCAAUGCCAGCUGUGACCUUGUCACCGAACGAAAAAUGGCUUGCCUGUCAAAGUUUAGAUAAUAAAAUUGUGAUAUUUUCUGCAAUGAAUCGCUUUAAAAUUAAUCGCAAAAAAACUUUUAUUGGUCAUAUGGUUUCAGGGUAUGCAUGUCAGCUAGAUUUUUCUCCAGAUAUGAGUUACCUAAUAUCAGGGGAUGGGGAUGGAAAAUGUUAUAUAUGGGAUUGGAAAACAACUAAACUAUAUAAAAAAUGGCAAGCACAUGAAGGAGUUUGCAUAAGUACUUUAUGGCAUCCUCAUGAAGCUAGCAAAGUUGUCACAGCUGGAUGGGACGGUUUAAUAAAAUAUUGGGAUUAAAAAUUCUAAAACAGUUCGCUUUUAAUAUUUAAUUUUAUCGAAAUAUUGGCAAUUAAAACUUGUAAUUAAAGAGAAAAAGCUUUUGGAAUAUGUAAAAUACAGUUUGAAAGAGAAAAAUACAAACAACAAAUGCCUGUUUUUCUUAUGAUAAUGAUUUUUUAAAUUCCUCAAUUUUAUUGUAACUUAAAAAUAAA